Zychaea mexicana is the source of this 1020-nucleotide messenger RNA. RefSeq names its product kinase-like domain-containing protein. Gene Ontology annotation, cellular component: cytoplasm. Gene Ontology annotation, molecular function: ATP binding; protein serine/threonine kinase activity. The record is from RefSeq and is a predicted model, not a curated record. Gene Ontology annotation, biological process: protein autophosphorylation; actin filament organization; peptidyl-threonine phosphorylation. The transcript is spliced from 7 exons. Bases 1 to 1020 code for a protein of 339 amino acids. NCBI's taxonomy places the organism in Eukaryota, Fungi, Mucoromycota, Mucoromycetes, Mucorales, Lichtheimiaceae.
AUGCACUCUCAGUCGCCCUUGCGUCAUCCUCGUAUACCAGAACAGCAAUCGAUUGGCCAAACAUUGCCACCAGUUCCUGUUGGCAUUGAUACGAGCAACACAUCUCAGCUGCCACCGGGCGCCAUGCCUCACGGAACUCGUGUCCAAGUACAGAAAUAUCAAGUCAUUGUACAUAACUUUAUCGCUGAAGGUGGUUUUGCUCAUGUAUAUUUGGCAAGAAUCGAGGGUAAAUCAGGGUAUGUCGUUCUGAAGCGGGUGGCUGUCCCAGACAAUGAAAGACUCAGAACUGUGGAGAAGGAAAUUGCAUUUAUGAGACGAUUGGGAGAUCAUAAAUAUAUCACUCGUUACUAUGCCUCACGGAUUGAUCCGCUUCCCUCAGGCGGCUUUGAAGCAUUGAUUUUAAUGGAGUACUGCCCGGGUGGUGGUGUCAUUGAUCUUAUGAAUAGACGAUUGCAGCAGCGAUUGACGGAACCUGAAGUGCUGAAGAUAUUUAACGACGUUUGCGAGGCGUUGGCAUAUAUGCAUUACUGUAAUCCACCAGUGCUACAUAGAGAUUUGAAGGUGGAAAAUAUCUUGAUCCUGUCCCAAGACCAUUAUAAACUUUGUGAUUUCGGUUCAGCUGCGUUAUCCAAGGGCAAUUACGUUCCGACCAAUUUGCAGGAGAUCCAAAAAAUCGAAGACGAUAUCCAACGACAUACGACGCUUCAAUACCGGGCACCUGAAAUGAUUGAUAUAUACCAAAGAAAACCAAUUAAUGAGAAGGGAGAUAUUUGGGCACUUGGCGUCCUUUUAUACAAAUUAUGUUAUUAUACCACACCAUUUGAAGAGCAGGGCCAGCUUGCUAUAUUGAACGCACGAUACUCAAUCCCAGCCCAACCUCGCUUUUCUGAUGGUUUGAAACAGCUUAUCGUCUCGUUAUUGCAAGAGCAUCAAACGCAGCGACCAAACAUCUAUCAAGUAUUAAAAGCUGUUUGUAAGCUUCGGGGUGUGGAGUGCCCAAUAAGAAAUGUAAGGUUUUGA